UCACGGCCCCGCCCCGCGGGGUGAUGCUGCAGCCGCAGCGGCGGGCCGGGGGCUGCCGGGCGGGGACCCGAGCUGCGCGCGGGCCAGGCGGGAGCCCGGCCUCGGAAGGGGAUGCCUCCUGUCUCGAGCCGCAGGCACUCGCACCGGCCCCCCCUACGAUGAUCCCCCCGGCGAGCGGCACCCCUCCGGGAGAGGCUCUGCUCCCCUCUUUGGCUCCUCAGGACUUCUGGAGGUCUCAGAUCUCCGGCUACACGGGGUCCGUGACCCGGCACAUCAGCCACCGAGCCAACAACUUCAAACGACACCCCAAGAGGAGGAAGUACAUUCGUCCCUCCCCGCCCCCGCCCCCCAACACCCCAUGUCCCAUCGAGCUGGUGGACUUUGGGGACCUGCACCCUCAGAGGUCCUUCCGGGAGCUGCUUUUCAAUGGCUGUAUUCUCUUCGGCAUCGAGUUCAGCUAUGCCAUGGAGACGGCAUAUGUGACCCCCGUGCUCCUACAGAUGGGCUUGCCUGACCAGCUCUACAGUCUGGUGUGGUUCAUCAGCCCCAUCCUCGGAUUCCUACUGCAGCCACUGUUGGGUGCUUGGAGUGACCGAUGUACCUCAAGGUUUGGAAGGAGACGCCCUUUCAUUCUUGUCCUGGCUAUAGGGGCGCUGCUGGGCCUCUCGCUCCUGCUCAAUGGCAGGGACCUGGGCGCGGCGCUGGCCGACUCGGCUGACAACCACAAGUGGGGCCUCCUGCUCACGGUGUGCGGGGUCGUGCUGGUGGACUUCAGCGCGGACUCGGCAGACAACCCCAGCCACGCCUACAUGAUGGACGUGUGCGGCCCCGCCGACCAGGACCGCGGCCUCAACAUCCACGCCCUCCUGGCGGGCCUCGGAGGAGGAUUCGGGUACGUGGUCGGGGGCAUCCACUGGGACAAAACCAGCUUCGGGAGAGCCCUGGGCGGGCAGCUGAGGGUCAUUUACAUCUUCACCGCGGUCACCCUGAGCGUCACCACCGUCCUUACACUGGUCAGCAUCCCCGAGAGACCCCUGCGGCCCCCCGGCGAGCAGAAGGCCACCAUGAAGAGCCCCAGCCUCCCCCUGCCGCCCUCCCCGCCCAUGCUGUGCGAGGAGGGGGCCGGCGAGCCCCUCCCCUGCCACCCGGCCACCAGCCUGUACGCCAGCUUCUCCAGCCCCAUCUCCCCGCUCAGCCCCCUGACGCCCAAGUACGGCAGCUUCACCAGCAGGGACGGCUCCCUGACCGGCAUCAACGAGUUCGCCUCGUCCUUCGCCACCUCCAACAUCGACAGCGUGCUCAUCGACUGCUUCACGGGCGGCCACGACAACUACCUGGCCAUCCCCGGCAGCGCCCCGCCACAGGCCAUUAGCCUCAGCUUCCCCCGGGCCCCCGACGGCUUCUACCGCCAGGACCGCGGCCUCGGGGACAGGCGGGAGGUGGCGCUGGCCGCCGGCCCCGACGGGGACGUGCUGAGGGUGGGCUCCCUGGACGCCCCCAAACCGCGAUCGGCCGGGAUCCUGAAGAGACCCCAGACCCUGGCCAUCCCGGAUGCAGCCGGAGGAGGGGGCCCCGAAACCAGCCGGAGGAGGAACGUGACCUUCAGUCAGCAGGUGGCAAAUAUUUUACUGAACGGCGUCAAGUACGAGAGCGAGCUGGCGGGCUCCAGCGAGCCGUCGGGGCAGCCUCUGUCCAUGAGGCACCUGUGUGUCACCAUCUGCAACAUGCCCAAGGCGCUUCGCAAUCUCUGCGUCAACCACUUCCUGGGGUGGCUGUCGUUCGAGGGAAUGCUGCUCUUCUACACGGACUUCAUGGGUGAGGUGGUGUUUCAGGGAGACCCCAAAGCCCCGCACACGUCGGAACAAUAUCAGAAAUACAACAGCGGCGUCACCAUGGGCUGCUGGGGGAUGUGCAUUUACGCCUUCAGUGCCGCCUUCUACUCAGCUAUUCUCGAGAAGCUAGAAGAAUACCUCAGCAUCCGCACACUGUACUUCAUUGCCUACCUGGCCUUUGGCCUGGGGACCGGGCUCGCCACCCUGUCCAGGAACCUGUACGUGGUCCUGUCGCUCUGCAUAACCUACGGGAUUUUAUUUUCCACCCUGUGCACCCUGCCCUACUCGCUUCUGUGCGAUUACUACCAGAACAAAAAGCUUCUUGGAGAAACCCCCUGAACACCCCGAGAAAUGAGCCUGAGAGCAGCUACACCAUGAAAGCGAGGGGCCUGUUCACACGUUGAGAAUGUCAAGUGGCCGGCAGCAGAGGGCACAGACCUGAGCGCAUAGCCGCCCCGUUCGUGGCGGUACUUGGGCAGCGGGGAGGGAGGAAGGGGAGGCCCGCCCCUUUGCGUCCUCCAGUGUCAGGCUUCGGGGUCACCCGUUCGCCCAGGGCCUCAGGUGAGGCAAGCAGGGGCUUGCCUUGGACACACAAAACUCAGGGAUCAAGGUCAAUGAUAGGAGAAUGCAGUAUUUCGAAAGACGGGAAUUGGUGCCGAAACCCCGCACUGAACGCGGUAGCAGGACUUUAAGCAGAGACCGGGUAAGUCGCGGCACCGUGCCGAGCCACGGUGGAGUCUGAGGCAGAAGGAUAAAGAAGGAAGCCGAACCCUGCCUUUGUAUAAAAUGUUGAUGUUGUGUUCAGCAUGGAUUUUCCUUUAACAGCCUUACUGAGCUAGAACACACCGCACAAUACAGUCCGCCCCUUUCAGGCAUACCAUGUACCCACGGAGCUGUGCGACUGUCACCACAAUCGAUUCAGAACAUUUCCGUCGCCCCCGAGAGAAACCCCACACCCAUUAGCCAUCCCCCUUCCUUCCACCGCACACCCCCACCCCUGCCCCCGCGACCACGAGUUGACUUUGUGCCCCCUGUGCACUCGCCUGUCCGGGACGUUUCAUGUAAACGAAAUCACGUACACGGGGCCUCUGUGUCUGGCUUCUCUCACUCAGCAUCAGGCUCUCAAGGUGCGUGGCCUGUCAGUGUGUCCGUCACUCCUUCUUAUGGCCGACAAUGCUCCCAUCCAAGAUUUUUUUGCGGUAACUUUGAGAUCUUAAAAUGCUGCAUUAAAAGAUCACCUUGACACCUGGGUUUCUUCGCACCCCCUUUUCAUUCAGGGCCUCUGCCGCCUCCCCCAGGCCCGGCCCAGGAGGCAUCCUGAGUUGUUGUAAGGAGUUUGGAGUCUCUGAUGAACUCAGUGGGGGCCGGCUCUGAGCACAGUAUUUUUUGUGAGAAGUCCAAUCGGCCCAGAGACCCAGGCACUACAAGGGGCCAGACCCGGGGCCUCUGGGUGGUAGCCGCGGUGGCCCCUCCCAGCCCCUUCUCCGCCAGCAGCUGGACUCCCAGCUACGCGGACAGGCAGUGGCCCGUCUGCACUCUCCCCCAGGGCAGGGCUGAGGCUGUGAGGGCUGGAGAGUGAGCCCCGUGCACGACUCGAACAUCCAGCCGGCACCUGCAGAGCCGCCACAGCCGGCGCCAACGGCACCCAAGGGACCAAGAGGGGAGGGAGACCCCCUGACUGGGAAGACAGAUGGGCCAGCUGUCGGCACCAGGCUGCCCCACCAGGCGGCAAGGGACGCCCAGAGCCUCGGGCCGCCCUCGCGCUGCUCAAAGCCUUGGGACUCUGGCUCUAGGGUCUCCUAGAUGCUCACAGUCCUGUCAGUCUCUGCUCCGUUGCAGGUUCGGGGCUAACCCGUGACCUCCCCACCACGGUGGCCUUGCCAACCGUGUGUAGCCACGGGGAGCCACAGUUUCCCCAGGACACACGAGGGUCCCCUCCACAGCCCCUCGAGGACACAGCCUUGCCUGGGGAGGGGGGCUUGGCAAUAUCCCAGAGGCAACCACGGCCGCGUCUGGAGGCGGGCCGG
This is a messenger RNA of Neofelis nebulosa (Clouded leopard), 3859 nucleotides long. RefSeq names its product solute carrier family 45 member 1 (gene SLC45A1). The record is from RefSeq and is a predicted model, not a curated record. Bases 24 to 2171 code for a protein of 715 amino acids. Gene Ontology annotation, molecular function: sucrose:proton symporter activity. The transcript has 9 exons. Lineage: Eukaryota; Metazoa; Chordata; Mammalia; Carnivora; Felidae. Gene Ontology annotation, biological process: transmembrane transport. Gene Ontology annotation, cellular component: membrane.